Molecule: messenger RNA, 468 nt
Organism: Akanthomyces muscarius
Lineage: Eukaryota; Fungi; Ascomycota; Sordariomycetes; Hypocreales; Cordycipitaceae
Exons: 1
Coding region: 1-468 (155 amino acids)
Source: RefSeq, a predicted model, not a curated record
AUGUUGACCAUUACUCCUCCUGAAGCUCAUCAGUCUCUCACCUGUUCACCUCAGAGCCUAUUCACUUCCUUCCAUAACAUCGACGCCUCUUCCACCUUUCCUUCUUCCACCGACGACGUCACCAACAUGCCUCACCGUCUGCCCGACCCUGACUCCCUCGUUGCCGGCGUCCCUAGCACCAGCCCUACAUUUGCUCUGAAGAUGGGUUCCUCACAGCCCGCCAUGUCGGACGUCUCCCAGGCGCUCGAGAUUGCCCGCGAGAGCCCUGCUGGCGCUUCGGACCCUACCGUCGGCAAGAUUCUCGACCAAGCAAUCGCGCACAUCUGGAGCAAGAUCCAGGCCAAGCCUGACGACUAUGUCAUGACCCGCGAGGAGUUCUCCGUCUUCAACUACUUCCAGCACCGUUUCACCGGAAAUAAAGCUGCCGCCGCUGCUCGCGCCCGUUUCUGGGACAAGACCAACGCCUAA